Molecule: messenger RNA, 909 nt
Organism: Parathielavia appendiculata
Lineage: Eukaryota; Fungi; Ascomycota; Sordariomycetes; Sordariales; Chaetomiaceae
Exons: 1
Coding region: 100-681 (193 amino acids)
Source: RefSeq, a predicted model, not a curated record
ACCCGUGAUUCAAGAGGUCCCGGAAAGCUGUCUCAGGCUGUCUGUUAGUGCAACGUCGAUGGUCACGGACGUACUGGAGAAUGCACUGUAUCGUACUGUAUGAAAAAUGCGGGAUUCGAGAUCACCAUGGUCACCUUGGACAUAUACAAUGAUCCGAAGGCACGCCUUCCAUUGUCAAGCCCUAAUCCGCACACUGCGCCAAAUCAGCCGCGACCUUUGCACAGAGCUCUCUCUGCCUCCAACAAGCCAUCUUCAUCGCCUUCCGGAUCAACCAUCAAGCGAGCCACUGCCACUCGCGUAUUAAUCUCCCCACACGUAACGGGUAGCCCCCCUUCUGCAACCUCGAUGAUUAACCGAAUAAAAUUAAAUAGGUCAUGUUUGUCGGAAUCAUCCAAGUCGAUCAGUGACUCGAUUUUACGCUCUUUGCUGAUCUCUACCAACGCUACGCCGAGUGAGUACACAUCAAAGGCGCGGCAGUAUCGUCUUUCGGGCUUGAAUCUUUUUGAUGGGUGGUGGCUCAGGUCAAGUUCGAUGCGAUGUCGUUCGAGUGUUAUUCGUUCUGCGCGCACUGCACGCCUUGCUUGGUAUAGAUCUGGCUCGAAGCGGUCGUCAUCUUCCGAUUCAUCGCUGCGAAAUGAUACGAAGUCGACACCCUUCUUGGACUUCGGGUGUACGUGGUAGAGAAGAACAAGCGCGCCGGGCCCCGGUAAACCCGCCUGCUGUGACUUCUCUAUCUGUUGCAGGAGUCGUUUCGUUUCGCGUACCAGGGGAAACGGGAAGAGGCAAGGCUGCUCGCGGGAGGCGUACAGCGAUAGCAGGGGGGUUAUGGAGGAGGUAUGCUAUUGGGGGGAGGGGUGAGGUCGCCAUGAGCCGUCCAGAGGUUUAGUCCCCUCGAUCGGGGUCACCGUC